Balaenoptera ricei (Rice's whale) is the source of this 631-nucleotide messenger RNA. It is a transcript of the gene S100A4, whose product is annotated as S100 calcium binding protein A4. Lineage: Eukaryota; Metazoa; Chordata; Mammalia; Artiodactyla; Balaenopteridae. The record is from RefSeq and is a predicted model, not a curated record. Gene Ontology annotation, cellular component: cytoplasm; nucleus; perinuclear region of cytoplasm. Gene Ontology annotation, biological process: positive regulation of canonical NF-kappaB signal transduction. Bases 112 to 498 code for a protein of 128 amino acids. Gene Ontology annotation, molecular function: RAGE receptor binding; calcium ion binding; transition metal ion binding. The transcript is spliced from 3 exons.
GCGUGGGAGUGAAUGGACCGAAUGAGGGGUGAAGAAAGCACUCUUGUGGAAUUGGCUGCCUGAAACCCAGAGCCUGUGCCCCGGGCCCUGCAGGGGUUCGCUGCCUCAAGCAUGGAUUUCCCAUUGUGCACACCCACCUGCCAGGAGCCGAACCCCACUUUUUGGGCUGCCUCUAUGAUCCUGACUGCCGCCAUGGCGUGCCCCCUGGAGAAGGCCCUCGAUGUGAUGGUGUCCACCUUCCACAAGUACUCAGGCAAGGAGGGUGACAAGUUCAAGCUCAACAAGUCUGAGCUAAAGGAGCUGUUGACCCGGGAGCUGCCCAGCUUCUUGGGGAAAAGGACAGAUGAAGCUGCAUUCCAGAAGCUGAUGAGCAACCUGGACAGCAACAAGGACAACGAGGUGGACUUCCAGGAGUACUGCGUCUUCUUGUCCUGCAUCGCCAUGAUGUGCAACGAGUUCUUCGAAGGCUUCCCCGAUAAGCAACCCCGGAAGAAAUGAAGUCUCCUCAGAUGUGGGGCCGGGGCCUGCCAGCUGGGGUCUUCCCUGUUGGCGGUGGGCACAGCGCCUCGCACUGGCUCCUCCAGAUGUGAGCACGAUACUAAACAAGUUCAAUAAAGAUUCUUGAAAGCUA